Telopea speciosissima is the source of this 859-nucleotide messenger RNA. RefSeq lists its product as uncharacterized. Bases 65 to 727 code for a protein of 220 amino acids. NCBI's taxonomy places the organism in Eukaryota, Viridiplantae, Streptophyta, Magnoliopsida, Proteales, Proteaceae. The transcript has a single exon. The record is from RefSeq and is a predicted model, not a curated record.
UUAUCUUCUCAUUUUUUAUUUGUUUCAUUUUGAAGUUGCAAAUUUUAUUUGGUCCUUGAGAGUAAUGGCAGAAUCUAAAGAAUCCCACGUCGUUGAAAUCCCUGUCGAUGAAGAGCAUCAACAGAAACUCUUGUCUGCUAUGGCUACAGUUUCUGCAAUCCAGCAUCACCCUUUAAUGGAAAUCUCCGAAAGCCCUGGUCAUCUCUUGCUACUCAAGCUCUGGCAAAGAGAAGAAGACCUCUUCGGGCGACGAAUCGCCAUGAAGGAAACCCGAAUGGACAACAUCAAACGAGAAUUAUUUCAGUUGUGCUGUUUUUUCUUAGCCUUCCAUGGGUUUUUCCUGACUAUUCUCUUCACCUCUUCCAUUCAUUCGCAAGAACAUACAUGCAGGAAAUGGUGGCUUCCAUCUUUGCUAUCCGUCGCUUCUUCACUUGCCAUGAUCUUUUUGGUCCAGAUGAAGCUUUUCAUGUACUGGAAAGUUUCAAGACAGUUACAGAGAGAGAAGACCGAUAGCAGAGCUGUUACGAGGUGCAUCCAAGAAUUAAGGAUGAAAGGGAGGAGUUUUGAUCUAUCGAAAGAACCCCAGACUGCAAGAAGGAUGAAAAGCUCAAGCGUCGAAAUCAAAUGGAAACCUCUUACUUGGUGUUCCCAGAAUCUUAUAACCAUCUGUUUUAUUUGUUUCACAGGUAUGGUCUUCCCGGCUUGCAAGUAUAUCCUCUGUGAUUGAAGUUGACUUUUGCGCGCGGUUGGACAUAUGGAGGACAAGCUUGAACCUUGAGUUCAUUUCAUGGUGGACAGCAAGAACCAAUCUUGAUACGCUGAUACCCAUAUGAAUGCGAGGAAAGGUUGGUUGCUGUGC